This is a messenger RNA of Anoplopoma fimbria (sablefish), 4016 nucleotides long. RefSeq names its product Rho guanine nucleotide exchange factor 15b (gene arhgef15b). NCBI's taxonomy places the organism in Eukaryota, Metazoa, Chordata, Actinopteri, Perciformes, Anoplopomatidae. The record is from RefSeq and is a predicted model, not a curated record. Gene Ontology annotation, biological process: activation of GTPase activity. The transcript has 15 exons. The coding region runs from base 1 to 3084 and encodes 1027 amino acids. Gene Ontology annotation, molecular function: protein binding; guanyl-nucleotide exchange factor activity.
AUGUCUGUCCAGGAGGCAUCCCAGCGGCCCGCGUCGCCUUCACCCCUCAAACCUGAGGCCAAACCAAGACCGGACAUCCCUCCCAAACCGUCGCCACAAACCAGCUCCCCUCCUCCGGGAGAAAAAGUCAGCGGCGCGAGCCUUUCUGGAGGGAAGGUCAAGAAUAUUGUGAACAAGUUUAGCCAAAAGGAGCCAGUUGAAUUGGGGAAAAAACCCACCAAUGGUACCGCGGAAGUGCUGCGUAUUAAACGCUACAGAAGGCCGCCUACGGUAAAGCCCAAACCGGGCCGCACCAGUCUGCAGCUUCAGAUCGGGGGAGAGAGGGCGCCUCCGCUGCCUGUGAAGAGGAGGCAGAGAGAGAGCGAGCGAGGAGAGGAGGUGGAGAGCAUCUGUGUGGGAGGAAGACGAUCAGCGCCUGAUGGAAAAGAGGUGGAGAUUCGUCUGAUUGGAGGAGGUGAACCGGAGACGGAGCACAGUCCUCACACACCUCUCAGUCCAUGCUGCGACCCAGGCUGCAGCUGUGUGUGCCACCACCAGCGGCCUGGGAUGAAACUAAUAUGGGUGCCCGUGGACGUGGAGGUGGAGGUAGGAGAUGGAGACGACUAUGAAACUGAUGAGGAAGAGCAGGAGUAUUGGGAUAAAGAUAUAGCGGUAGUGACGGUAUUGGACAAGGACAGUGACGCAGGGGAAGAGGUGGACUGGAUUCCUGUGGUUGAUGAAAGUGAAGUGUUGAAACAACACGAAAAGGCAAAGUUCCACCAAUGUUUGGAUGUUCUGAUCGCCGAUGGUCACAGGAGACUUUCGGACCCGGGCCCUCGCUCCGUUCUCUCCUCUCUCGAUGUCACUCGCUCCCACUCUCCCCCGGUUCCCCCCAAACGGGCACAGUCACCACAAAUUCACCACUUAUCCACUCAAAACGAAGAAGAAAAUAUAUACGAGGCCACGCUCCCAGUGGUCAACCCCAAUACUAGAAAGUCCACAUCUGUGUGUAAGGAACCGGACAUUCCUCGUAUCAAGGUACGCAAACCACCUCGCCAGUCUAAACUGUCCUACAGCACCUCAGACCCGACGUCAGAGUUUCAGACGGACACCAAACCCGUCUCCAGCCCGGGCGAGGUGCCGCCUGCCGUCCCGCCGAGGAUGCCUGUGGCUCAUGACGGCCGCAGCCUCACGCCGGUACACCGGGGCGUUCUUCUACCUCAGCCCACACUGGAGGAGUGGCGUAACUUGCGGCCCUCGUCCCCUAACGGCGCCGGUGGGCCGAGCCCUCAGAUGUCCAACCCCCCUCUCUCACUCAGCCCUCAAAGACCCCCACCUCCACCACCAAAGACGGACCCCAAGAGGCUCAGUAGUGCCUCAACGCAAUCCCUCACACAGAUUGCAGAAGGAUACGUAAAUGGAGGGAAUGAGGGGGAGAAAGAGGAUAUAGCUGAAGAACCGCGUCCAGUCAGGAGCGACUCCCUCAGGAGGGUGUCCUCGUUCAGCUGGGAGUCCCGGCUGCAGGAUGAACCUAUGUACCAGACGUACCGGGCCACCGUCAUCACCAAGGAGAUCCGACGCCAGACGGUCUGUCGCAACAUCAGUAAAAGUAGCGUGGACUACGCCAUGGACUGGCCAGGCCAUCGCUCCGGUACUGGAACCGGUACUGGAACCGGCACUGGAACCGGAGCACCGAGGGACGCCCCUGGGCCCGCAGCGAGCCAGAGCACCCUGUGGCAGGACCUCCCAGCUGUGCGGGAGGGAGGGGUGCUGGAGCAGCUUACCCCCGAGCAGUGCAAGUACCAGGAGAGUAUGUUCGAGGUUUUGACGUCCGAGGCCUCUUACCUUCGAUCCCUGCGAGUUCUGACCGAACACUUCCUGAACAGCCGGGAGCUGGAGGCGACGAUGAUCAUCAGAGAAAGGAAAACCCUCUUUUCCAACAUCCUGAGGGUCCGAGAGGUCAGCGAGAGGUUCUUGAAGGACCUGGAGGAACGCAUAUUCAAGGAGCUGGUCUUUCAAGACAUCUGUGACAUCAUCCACUACCACGCCCAGCACAACUUCCCGGCCUACAUCGACUACGUCCGCAACCAGAUCUACCAGGAUAAGACCUACACCUCGCUCUUGAAGAGCAACGCACAGUUUGCUACGGUCAUCACUCGUCUCCAAGAGUCACCUCAAUGUCAGCGGCUGCCCUUCAUGUCCUUCUUGCUGCUGCCCUUCCAGCGGAUAACACGCAUCAAAAUGCUCAUUGAGAACAUCCUGAGGAGAACAAAGGAGAAGACGACAGAGGAGCAGACGGCCUCCAAGGCUUUGGCUUCGGUGUCGAAGCUCAUCGAUGAGUGUAACACACAGGUGGGAAAGAUGAGACAGAUGGAGGAGCUAAUCCAUGUCUCUCAGACACUGGAGUUUGACAAGCUCAAGGCCAUCCCGAUCAUCUCCCAGACACGAUACCUGGAGAAGAAAGGGGAGCUGCAGGAAAUGUCCAAAGGAGGGACCCUCUUCAACAUGAGGUCAAAGUUCAUCCCUGUCUACCUCUUCCUCUUCAAUGAUCUGCUCAUCAUCGCUGCCAAGAAAGGUGCAGAGCGUUUUGUGGUACUCGAUCACGCCCACCGCUCUCUGGUACAGGUGCAGCCAAUAGAAGAAGGUGGGGGCGGCGUCGGCCACUUAGAGCUCUGCUUCAACCUCACCCUGCUGGAAAAUCACCAGGGACGCAUGAUGGAGAGGCUGCUCAAAGCUCCCUCCCAGUCAGACAUGCACAGGUGGAUGGCGGCUUUCCCCAACCCGACCAACCCAGACAGUGAUGAAAAUGAAGUGAUUUAUGAGGACUGGGAUUGUCCCCAGGUGCAGUGCGUGGAGCAGUACAUCGCCCAGCAGGCAGACGAGCUCGCCCUGGAGCCCACUGAGAUCGUCAACAUCGUCCGCAAAACCAAUGAGGGCUGUUAUGAAGGCAUCCGCCUGUCAGACGGUCAAAAGGGCUGGUUCCCCGCAGCCAACGUCAUAGAAAUCACCAACGAGCAUGUGAGGCGACGAAACCUCCGAGAGCGCUACAGAGUGAUGCAGGCCGCAAGCAUGGUUGCCGGCAGCAAGACCAACACCUUGAAUUAGGAAUCAAUGGAUCAAGGACGUUUACAUUUAAAAUAGUUUUUUUUAAAAGGACGAUGUAUCGAUACAAACUCUAAAAAAGUUAACAACCAGGAAAUGAAACCUUAAAGGACAACAGUGACGAUCAUGAGAAAUCAUAACAGACCUGCAAUCACAACCUUAUUUAUACUACUGGAGGACACAAGUGUGAAGCUGGGACCUUGAGGUUGAUCAUUAACUACCAAGAGAGACUAUGUGAAUGUGCAUGCAUCCAUUCAGUAACAGAGAUCCAUAUCUUACAGCUGUAGUAGCGUUUACCUCUACUUGUUGUGAGCAUAUAGCCCUUCAUUAACAUCUCAUGGAACUGCACGUUUGAAAAGCCAAUCGUUCUAGCAAUUGUUUGUUAAGAAUGUAGAAACGUCCCACCUGCUGCAAAAGAAAAGGGUUGGGUGUUCCCGUUGAUGCCUCUUGUGUCAUCGUAGUCACAUGCUCACACAAGUUAAAGCCUCUCAUACCUGCCAUGCACAACAACAUUCUUGUGUCACUAAGUUGGCCAGAAUACAGGAUAUACAAGUUUUUAAGAAUCUUGGGGAAAAAAACGGUUUACAUGUUUAAAAAGUAAUUUAUCUCACCACAAGAAUUAUUAUUAUUUUUUUUUUUUUUUUUUAAAUCUAAUCAGGAAGUGCCUUUGAAUAAACUCACAACCCAGAACUACACAACAGGACUUUUAUCUGGAUCAUAUCAAGCGCAAGAACUUUGAAAAUGCAUGUAAAUGUGGGCUGAUCUGUACUGCCACUAUGACUUUUCAGUCGUUGUGCUGUUUUACUAUCCUGUUAGCUUGUGUCAGUAGCCAUUGUGGAAUAAUACUGUAGCUCCCCCUGCAGCUUGUUGUCAGUAAAGACGGGAUAUUAUUUGUGGAUCGAUACGCUGUACAUGUACAAUAUGUUGUAAAUAAU